Messenger RNA from Poeciliopsis prolifica (blackstripe livebearer), 2214 nucleotides. RefSeq names its product cytospin-B-like. The transcript has 5 exons. NCBI's taxonomy places the organism in Eukaryota, Metazoa, Chordata, Actinopteri, Cyprinodontiformes, Poeciliidae. The record is from RefSeq and is a predicted model, not a curated record. The annotation marks the transcript as partial. Gene Ontology annotation, molecular function: protein binding.
GAAAACGUGAAGAGUCUCUAAAUAAGUACAACUCAGCCCUCACCGAGCUGCCAGCCACAAAGUCCCAGGAUGGUUUCAACCUACUGCUACGUCGCCAUGGAGGCUCAAAGAGAAACUCGCUGCUCCGCUGGUGUCAGAGCAGAACCCAAGGAUACAAGAAUAUUGACAUCACAAAUUUCAGCAGCAGCUGGGCAGAUGGCCUUGCAUUCUGUGCUGUCUAUCACACUUACCUCCCUUCACACAUCCCUUACAGCAGCCUCAGUCCUGAGAACAAGCAAGAAAAUCUCAGCCUGGCAUUCAAAACAGGAGAGACUGUGGGGAUUUCCCCAUCACUGACAGCAGAUGAGAUGCUGCGAGCAGGUGGGCCUGACUGGCAGAGGGUGCUGGGUUAUGUGGAGAGCAUCUACCGUCACUUUGAGAUGUGACCGCAUGAGAUACUGAGGUGAUACAGGGGGAAUAUUUUGAAGAACAUACACAUUUUUUAUAACUUCUACCACAUUUUGGCAAUAGUUGAUAGUUAAUAAGACAACUUGGUCCAGAUAUAAUUAUUCUGGAAAAGGUCAAAACAAGGGUGUAUAACCUGCGUUGUGUGCUUUAACAGCUAGUGCCUCAUGUAAUAGAGUCAAGGAAGUGCACUAUACAAAAUAUAUGACCGAUAGUUGAAGACAGAGGAUCCAAAAAUUACUUACACUUAGCGACUUCUUAGAUAUUUAGCUUUUAAAUUGAGAACGAUCAAUAAAGGGCAUAUUUCAGGACUUUUAGGAAUCUUCUUUGAAAUUUUCUUUCCAAAAGAUAUAAAAACAACAAAACAACAACAAAAAAUAUAUAUAUACAUAUAUAUAUAACAGAAGGCAGUCCAAAAACAAGUUGAAGAAUGAUAAAGUCAGAAUUGUCAAUCAAGAAGAGAGCAGUGAUGAGGAAGUCUGCAGAAGAGUUUAGCCUCCCAUCCAUUCAUCCAUCCAUCCAUCCAUUAUCUGUUCACCCUUGUCCCUAAUGGUGUCGGGAGUUGCUGGUGCCGAUCUCCAGCAGCGUUCCGGGCAAGAGUACCGGGUACACCCUGGACAGGUCGCCAAAAAAUUUUACUUUUGAAAUUUUUUCAUUUAUAAAUUAAAUAAAAUAAUUUAAUUUAUAAAUUAAGUCCGCCUUUCCACAGUGCUGUGGAAAGGCGGACUGCGACUUUUUUAUAUUUAUUAAUAGGAUUUAUGGGUUUCUGGCACUGAUACAAGUUGAAAUAUGCCCUUCAAUGUUCAAAAGCAUUGAAUAUAUAUUUUUUCAAGCAUUCUUUUGUGGAGGAUGCUAAGUUACUGUAAGUGUCUCCACACUGGUACUUUACUGGUAGUAAGUACUGUAUACUAAAAGACAGCAGUUUUCCCUCUACCUAUGGUUUUAAUUGUCAAUAUAUUUUUCCUUUUGCUUUUAUAUGUGCAAAGAUGCAAUAUUUACUGGAUGCUUUGGUACUCUGUGGAUGUGCACUUUGGAGAUGCCAUUGCUCUACAUUAUAAAUCUGGGUUCUUUUAGAGGCUUGAGGAUUCUUCCCAUUAAAAGGGAGUCAUUCCUUUCCACUAUUACCAUAUACUUGCUCAGGAUGAGAGAUUGCUGCAAAGUUAAUGAUAAAAUGCAGCAAACCAUCCACUAUCACCUCAUGGCUCAAGAGGAAGAGCUGAUGUGAAGUCAAUAAUGUAAUGCAAAUUGCUGGCCUUACUUUGAUAGAUAACCUUUGACCAGUUUGUGUCACAAAAGGAAAUUUGACUGAAAUGACACCACUCACUAUGAAUCAACAUCUUAAUUUUAACCCAUCUUUAUGAUUAUGAUUGAAUUGAUUAUUGUCAUGUAAAGUGCCUUCAGAUUACAUAGUCGAGUUUAGUACUGAAUGACUGACGGAAGCAAGGGUCUUGUCAGGUCGAAAAUGAUGAUUAUUAACAUAUGCAUCCUGAAAACCCCUUUAGUCUGCCAGUGUCGAUUGGGUUCUCUGUUAUCUGAAUUACAAAUAAAGUGACAAAGACAAAUACUUACUUAUACAAGCUUUAAAUCCAGUUUCAACACCAUCACACUUCUUUCUGCUUCCUCAUAAUUCAUAACUGCUGUUGUUGUUACAUGUUUAAGCAAGGUUUGUUGCCAAAGAUUUAUGUGCCAAAUUUUGGAAGCUGUAAAAUAAUGUCAAAAUGUAACUAGUGUGAACAGCUUAUUCCAAAGCAAUAAAGUGUUACAAUAUUA